AUGGUGGCGGCGGAGGGGUGUAGACUGUGUUGGAUUGAAAUGGCAGAGAGAGAGUAUGAGAAGGAGACGGAGAGGGCGCGAAGGGAUCUAAGAGCCCUCAUCUCCUCCAAGAACUGUGCCCCCAUCAUGCUUCGCUUGGCGUGGCAUGAUGCAGGCACAUAUGAUGCAAAAACAAAGUGUGGAGGUCCCAAUGCUUCUAUUAGGAACCAAGCUGAGCUCAAUCAUGCUGCUAAUGCUGGUCUCAAUAUUGCCAUUCAACUUUGUGAGGAAGUAAAAGCUAAAAAUCCAAGAAUCUCAUAUGCAGAUCUUUACCAGCUUGCGGGCGUCGUUGCUGUUGAGGUUACCGGAGGCCCCACUAUCGACUUUGUUCCAGGCCGAAAGGAUUCCAUGGCCUCCCCGGAAGAAGGGCGCCUUCCCGAUGCCAAACAAGGUGCUUCCCACUUAAGGAAGGUUUUUAAUCGAAUGGGCCUCUCCGACCAAGAUAUAGUGGCACUAUCCGGGGGGCAUACACUGGGAAGAGCUCACCGUGAGAGGUCAGGAUUCGAAGGCCCUUGGACACGAGAUCCUCUCAAAUUUGACAAUUCUUACUUUGUAGAGCUUCUUAAAGGAGAUUCAAAAGGUCUGCUAAAACUACCUACUGAUAACGUUCUCGUAGAGGAUCCCGAGUUCAGGAAAUACGUGAUCUUGUAUGCUGAGGAUGAAGAAGCAUUCUUCAGAGACUAUGCAGCUUCGCACAAGAGGCUGUCGGAGCUGGGAUUCAGUCCACCGUCGUAUUUGGGAUUACUCAUCAAGAAGACAAUGAUCACGGCUGCUGUAGCUGUGACAGUGGUACUUCUGAGUUACUUCUAUGAAAUGAACAAAAGGGACUCGUCUAAGUGAUAAGCAUUGUUGCCGUGUAAAUACUUUUCUCACCAAAUCGAAAAUUUCAUUGAAUCCAUUUCAAACAAACCGUGUAACCCCAAAAUUAUUUCAAUAAAUUAAAUAAAAUAUAGUAUAUUACUUA
Messenger RNA from Salvia splendens (bonfire salvia), 1003 nucleotides. RefSeq names its product L-ascorbate peroxidase 3. Gene Ontology annotation, cellular component: chloroplast. The transcript has 10 exons. Bases 1 to 879 code for a protein of 292 amino acids. Gene Ontology annotation, molecular function: peroxidase activity; heme binding. Gene Ontology annotation, biological process: hydrogen peroxide catabolic process; response to reactive oxygen species; cellular response to oxidative stress. Lineage: Eukaryota; Viridiplantae; Streptophyta; Magnoliopsida; Lamiales; Lamiaceae. The record is from RefSeq and is a predicted model, not a curated record.